AUGCCCUUCAACACGUUCUCUGUAGCUGCUGCUACAACCCCAACUGUGAUAGCGACAGCGCUUGCACACUACCUGGAUCGCAACUCCCUCAAGGGCACACCGAGAAGCAGUCUCUCAUACCAUGAAGGUGUUGAGCUUAUCAAAAAAUUUAUGGAAUAUGCCUCGAACCACACUGUGGAACAGUUCCAAGCCUUCACAAGUCAAUAUGUCCCGCACCCUAUUUCGGUGCAUGUCGAGAUUACAACAAUCCCAUUAGAAUGCCUAGACAAAUCAGCGCAGCAUGUCAUUGAUCAGCUCGGGCCCGACGGCGUGGAAAAGGUCGGUGGUAAAGCGUGGUGGAGGUGGAGGCCUAAAGAGCUGAGCGCGGAGUGGAUCGAGAUGCGCAAAGAUUACUGGCACCGAACGCGACACCCGGAAAGACCUCCAAGAACGAUGUUAUACGUACAUGGCGGUGCCUACUUUUUUGGUAGCGUGGAUGAACACAGGUACCAGCUCCAGCGGCAUGCAAGGAAGCUUCAGGCACGAGUUUUUGCGCCGCGUUAUAGAUUGGCACCCCAAUUUCCAUUCCCCUGUGGACUUUACGACGUACUAGCAUGUUAUUUGUAUCUAAUUAGCCAGCAGCCCCCAGGAACGAUAGUACUGGCGGGGGAUUCGGCUGGUGGAGGAAUGAUUCUAUCAAUGAUGAUAAUCCUAAGAGAUCAGGGCGUUCCUUUACCUGCGGGUGCUGUUUUGAUAAGCCCCUGGGUGGAUCUAUGUCAUAGCUUCCCAAGCCUUGUUCAGGAGAAUAAACAUGACUUUAUCCCACCACACGGCUUUCUCCAAAAACCUUCUCUAGCUUGGCCCCCUCCAACUAUGGAUGAUAUCGAGGCGGCCAAGUUGGGCAUAACUUUGAGUAAUCCUACAAGUCCACCUGUGGGCUUUGAAAUGGUAUCGGAGCAAAUAGUGGAUCCAAAAGUUCCAGUUAAGCCAUCACGCCGCAACACAUCUAUCGCUAUUGACGGUAAAACCAUAAUCUUGAAAGACCAAAUCCAGAUGUAUACCACCAAUGAUCUCAUGAGCCACCCUCUAGUAUCCCCCAUUCUACAGGGCAGUCUAGGGGGCCUGCCGCCGCUCUUGGUCUUGACAGGCGGAGGCGAGGUAUUGCGAGAUGAGCAGAUCUAUUUGGCACACAAGGCGGCCAAUCCCGCAACAUACCCAACCUGGGAGGGACAUCUAGCAGACGACCAGACCGGUAGGCAAAAGGCCAGUGUCGAUAAAUGGCCCCCUACCAAAGUCUGGCUUCAAAUAUACGACGAUUGCUGCCACGUGACACCCACAUUGAGCUUCACUAGGCCUGCAAAGUUUAUGUAUCGUGCCAUCGCGCACUUUGGCGCAUGGGCACUGACCAACGCCACACACACCAAGAUUGAGGUAGUUGAAGACGACGACAUCUCUAUAAUCUCCUCCAGCGACUCGGCCAACUUUGACGAGAGCGAAGAUGACAACAGCACGACCGAGCCCACUGGCCACAAGCUGCAGCAGCGGGGCACCAUCCGCGAUGCCGACUCGACAAAUGUUCCUCCCUUUGAAAAAAACAUGAUCCGGCAGCAAAUUGACCGCCACGGCCGCAUCUUUGACUUGCCGCCCCCCAGCGAGUUUCUAGCACUACAGAUGAAGCCCGAGGAGAUCGGGGUCAUCAAGGAGACGCCUGUGCGCCGGUGGAUGGCCGCGAAGGAGAAGUGGGAUACAAAGUUCGCCGCCGCAAAGAAAGAGGUUCAACGCCGGAGGGCCAAGGAGCUCGCCAGCGAGUUUGUGGGGACUGGGGAGGGCGAGAGGCCACCGCCGAGUGCUGCGGCGGGGAGGAUAAGGAAGGAUGAUGUACUAGUUGAGUCGGAGAAGAAGAAGCCGAGCUUGGGACUGAAGUGGUGGAGUUCUAUGGGAUAUAGCCAUGAUGAGAAGACUAUGGCUCGAGAGAAGAAGGCGAUGGGCGGGCAGAAUGACAGUAAUACUGAGAUGACGAAGGAUUCGGGGGAGGCGGUGGUCUCGGAGACGUAA
Molecule: messenger RNA, 2034 nt
Organism: Morchella importuna
Lineage: Eukaryota; Fungi; Ascomycota; Pezizomycetes; Pezizales; Morchellaceae
Exons: 7
Coding region: 1-2034 (677 amino acids)
Molecular function (GO): hydrolase activity
Source: RefSeq, a predicted model, not a curated record